This is a messenger RNA of Mytilus californianus (California mussel), 320 nucleotides long. RefSeq names its product putative nuclease HARBI1. The transcript is spliced from 5 exons. Bases 1 to 309 code for a protein of 102 amino acids. Lineage: Eukaryota; Metazoa; Mollusca; Bivalvia; Mytilida; Mytilidae. The record is from RefSeq and is a predicted model, not a curated record.
AUGACUGUCACAAUAUACCUCCAAGGUGUUGCUUUAUUCUCUAUUUGUCGAAAACAAAUUCUGAUUUCAGCAUUAUCACAUCUUAAAAGUAGACCAAAGCACAAGGAGCUGAAGCCAGGAGAAAAAAAAAUAAAGGCUGGGAAUUUCAGAAUUGGAGGGUUUCCCAAUGUAAUUGGAGCCAUUGAUGGUACGCAUGUACGAAUACAGGCACCUACCACUGAUGAGGCAUCAUAUGUUAACAGGAAAGGGUACCAUAUCAUCAAUGUGCAGGCCGUGUGUGAUGCAGAUGGUAUGUUUACAAAAGUGUAAUGUCCCUUAUA